This is a messenger RNA of Penicillium angulare, 2247 nucleotides long. RefSeq names its product RNA-processing protein PTA1. The transcript is spliced from 8 exons. NCBI's taxonomy places the organism in Eukaryota, Fungi, Ascomycota, Eurotiomycetes, Eurotiales, Aspergillaceae. The record is from RefSeq and is a predicted model, not a curated record. The coding region runs from base 1 to 2247 and encodes 748 amino acids. Gene Ontology annotation, cellular component: mRNA cleavage and polyadenylation specificity factor complex.
AUGGCUCAAGCGACAGUCGACAUCGCCAACCAGGUGGUUCAACUGAACUCUGCCCGUAAACUUGUCCUCGGUGACGCAGCCUUCUACCCGCAGAUCAUAAGCGGCAUCCUACCGAUCGUUGGAGCUCACGCAAGACUUGAAUUACGGAGAUGGGGUGCAGACUUCCUUGCGGAGACAUUUUCUAGUCCGAUGCUAGAGACAGACCAGAAGCAACAGUUGGCACAAAAUGUCUUACAGUCUAUUCAAGAGACUCUGCAGUUGCCUGAGACAGACUCGGCAGUUUUGCAAAGCUUGGUGCAAACUGUAGCGAGCUUAUAUCCGCUCAUAUUCCGCCAUACUGUGAACCACCCGGAAGAUGCACACUCAUGGGAGAAAAUGAAUUCGAUCAAACAAGAGAUUCUCAAACGAAUGGACUCUUUUUCAUGCCCUGUCAAAAUUUGCUGUGUCAAGUUUUUACAACGAGUGGUACAGGUCCAGACACCGGGUCCGAUUGAUCCUAGACGCCCCGAACAAAAUGAGACAUCAUUGGCCAUUGUCCCUCGGGGACAUACUGUUCUCAUGAUUCCACAUCUGGAGGCCGAAGCAUCAGGCUUGCUCGAUAGGCUUUUGGCUGUAUUUCAAGAAGAGACCAGCGAUGCUCUUCUUGUCAAUGCUACUUUGAACUGCCUUGCGCCUCUCAUUCGCACACGUCAGUCCAUCGCGAAUAAGAUAAUCAACGCCGUUUUAGAUUUCUACCCAGCGAAGCACGUCCAACCACCAUUCACACCAACUGUUCGAGUUAACGUCAAAUCAAUGGAGCGCACAGCCCGGGCAUUGCUCAUUAACAUUAUCAAGAAAAACCAAAGCCAUCCUAUGGUUGGGAAGAUGCAUGCGUAUAUCGAGCGUCUUAUGCAAUCUCGACUGGAGGUGACCGAAGAUGCUUCACGAAAACGUGGCCUGCCCACGGAACCAACAGAUGGUCUAGACACGGCCAAGCGAGCCCGUCUAGAUGCCAUGACUCCCCCUGUGCUCCAGAUUCCUCCGCUACCACCGGGCCCCGCCAGCUUUGAUAAGCUUUUCACAUUGACACAGGACAUCGGGCUAUCUUCAUUCGAUGUGAAGCAACUACCGCCUGAUCUUGUCGUAAAGAUCGCGGUGCCUCUCUUGGCUCAAGUUAACCAGUCAAUGCUUACGCAAGCUGUUGAUGCUGUUCGAAAUCGAUACGAGACCAUUACAAAGGAACAGAACUUGGCUCGCAUAAAGCAGCAGCCUGCGGCUACGGCACACGAAGAUGAUGAUUAUGAACCUGAAUAUCAACCGAUGGACGUAGAGGAGAAAGAUUCCGAGGAAGUCGAUGCGUUUGAGCCGGAGGUGCCCGACAUUCAAGCCGAGCUAGUAUCUUUGGGUCCAUUUGUUCUACCUCAACCACCCCCUCUCAGCGAAGAGGAGGCCGGAGAAGUCGGGCGUAGUGCGGUUUCGCGUGUCUUUUCGAUGAUUAAUAUCGCGGAAACAAGCCCUACGCCAGCCAAAGCCAAAACCCAACAACUUGGCUUUACCCGCUUGGCCGGCAGCAACUUUGACCGAGAUGCAUGGGUUUUGCUCCUCACUCGCCUGGCCACCCGUGCUCCAGCUGGCCUGGAAGGCGGUGAUAAGCUGGCUAAAGGGCAAUCAAGUCGCAGACAACCCAUCUCUGACUCAAUCCGAGAGACUCUGUACAGGUACAUCUUGGAAGACUUCCGCGGUCGUCUCAACAUCGCCGUCACUUGGCUUAAUGAGGAGUGGUACAACGAUCGUAUUCAAAUGAGAGCAGCCGCAUCUGCGCGGGACGAAGAAAACAAUGAUGAUGACGAAGCAACAGUGUCAAUUCAUUAUGACACAUGGGUCCUCCGUCUUUUAGAUGGAAUUCUCCCUUAUCUCGAUUCUCGCGAUAUUAAAGUACUCGUUCGUUUCCUUAGUGAGAUCCCGGAGAUCACUGUGGAUAUCACGCAACGAGUCGCCAGUCUCGCCAAGGAUCCUGAGCGUGUCAAUCUCUGCGUCCAAGCCUUAAUGUAUCUCAUCAUGUUCCGACCUCCGGCCCGUGAGAUGUGCUUAAACACAUUAGAAGACGUCCAUCAAACUUACGAGGAAUCACGUCCAGCUGCAGGUAAGGUUUUGGCCAAAUGGCGCCCACAGCAGACGCAACCCGCUGAAGCAGCUACCAAUGGUGUAGCGGAUGCGGCGCCUCCGGCCGCGCAAACCGAAGUACAGACCAGUGCUGCUACAGAGUGA